Rangifer tarandus platyrhynchus (Svalbard reindeer) is the source of this 474-nucleotide messenger RNA. The record is from the annotation of a GenBank genome assembly. Lineage: Eukaryota; Metazoa; Chordata; Mammalia; Artiodactyla; Cervidae.
AUGCUCAGAGGAGAGUCAAAGAAGGUUUGCUCCCAGGGGUCUAUGUUCAUUCAGAGAGAAGAAAGCUGGCAGAUUCUUGGCCCCUUGCCGCCUGUCCCCACCACCUCUGCUGUCUUGAUCCCAACAAGUAUCCCCAAGUCAACCCCAAAGAGAGUCUGCUCAGAUUCCUGUGGGUUGCAUAGAAUCAUCGUCAAUGAUGAAUACACUUCUAGAAGUGGCUGGUUCUUGUUUAAAAAAUCUGUGCCAUACUGUAUACUUUUUCCUCACUUAAGAGCUCUAUCUCAUGGACAUCUCUGUGGUUCAAGCAGUUAUACCUUGGACUCAUUCUUUCUUUUUUGCCCAGGCUAUUGGCACAUGGGAUCUGAAUUCCCUGACCAAGGAUUGAACCCAUACCCCGCUGCAGUGCAAGUAUGUAGUCCUAACCACUGGACAACCAGAGAACUCCUUGGCCUUUUUCUUUUAACAGCUGCAUGA